AUGUUUGGUAUUUCACUGUUGAGGCUACAUAAUAACGUGCUUCCGGCAUUUCAGCAGUCGGUGAGAACGGCUGCUCAAAUCACAUCGAUUCACGCAGUCACAUCCAUCAAAACGGCACCAUCUAUCAAACAACAUACUGUUGAACAAGGUAAUGAAAGGAAACAGCUUCUUUCCCGACCAGGCUUGUUUGGUAUCAAAAGAGGUAUGAUUACAUGGUUUACUCCUAAAGGUGAGCAAUUUGCUGCAACUGUAAUUGAGAUUGACUCCUGUGAAGUGAUUGGACAAAAAACACGAGAUCAACACGGAUACGAUGCGAACAUCAUUGGAACUAUUGACAAAUUAAAGAAUUAUCCAAGAGAAGCAGAACUUAAAAUGUUUGAAGAAGCAGGAGUUUCGCCAAAACACAAGUUUGGGGAAUUUAGAGUUCUUGACACAAACAAUUUAAUUCCCGUUGGAACUGAGUUGAAGGCUGACUACUUCUCAGUGGGACAAAUGGUGGAUAUCAAAGGUAUUACCAAAGGUAAAGGUUUUGCCGGUGUUAUGAAACGUUGGAACUUUGCUGGUAACAACGCAACACACGGUGUUUCUAAAGCGCAUAGAACACCAGGUUCCAUGGGUGGUAACCAGAAUCCAGGUAGAGUUUUACCAGGGAAAAAGAUGCCGGGUAGAAUGGGAUGCGACAACAGAACUGAGUUCAACAAAGAAGUGCUACAUGUCGAUGGCGAUGCAGGUCUUUUGAUCGUCAAAGGCAAUAUACCAGGUCCAAACAAGAGUAUAGUGAGAAUUUCGGAUGCCCUCAAGUUAUACGGAAAGAGGCGGUUCCAAGUAUUAUCAUAA
Lodderomyces elongisporus is the source of this 837-nucleotide messenger RNA. Its product is annotated as mitochondrial 54S ribosomal protein uL3m. Lineage: Eukaryota; Fungi; Ascomycota; Pichiomycetes; Serinales; Debaryomycetaceae. The record is from RefSeq and is a predicted model, not a curated record. Gene Ontology annotation, cellular component: ribosome; mitochondrial large ribosomal subunit. Gene Ontology annotation, biological process: translation. Gene Ontology annotation, molecular function: structural constituent of ribosome. Bases 1 to 837 code for a protein of 278 amino acids. The transcript has a single exon.